GCUGCAUGCCCAUGCAUGCACUCACUCCCUUUGCCUAGCCAAACCUUGCGUCGCGGAGACAAAGUAUAAGAACUCGCCGCGGCAAACACGUCGAGGUCGAAACCUGAGCAGAGAUCGAUCCCGCCUACGAAUCAAACCCUGGCCUAGGCAGUAAACACCACCAAGACACCCACCAAAGCGACACAACCACAACUCUUCUCUCUUCUCCUCAUCUCUCAUCUUAUAGUUCAUCGUUCUCAACAAACCCCAACAACCCACACUCUCUACACCAUCAUGCUCGUCGCCACCGCCCUCCUCGCCACCCUCGCCGUCGUCGCGGCCCAGGACCCCUGCGGCCCCACCUCCAAGCCGCCCGUCAGCAGCACCACCACCGCGCCCCCCACCAGCACGACCGCGCCCCCUCCCACUGGCGGCGUCGCGCUCCACCCCAACGGCCAGAACGGCUGGUGCAUCGACAUUGCCGGCGCCAACUAUGCCAACGGCACCCCCGUCCAGCUCUACCAGUGCAACGGCACCGGUGCCCAGAAGUUUGCCAUCCAGCGCGGCGACGGCAAGUUCCAGGUUGCCGGCACCAACUUCUGCGUCGACGCCGGCGUCAACCCCGGCAACGGCUCCAAGCUCCACCUCUGGCAGUGCUACCAGGGCCUCCCGCAGCAGCAGUGGUACUGGACCAACGACAACCGCAUUGCUCUUACUGGCCAGGGCCUCUGCCUCGACCUCCCCUCGGGCAGCCUCUCGAACGGCAACCAGCUCCAGGUCUGGCAGUGCGCCACGGGCAACACGAACCAGGUCUGGAGCAACUAAGCGGCGGACAAGGACGCGCAGUAGCAGUGGCCCCAGCGCCGGCCGGCGCCACCACCCACUGCCAAGCCCCCACGUCCCCCCUCUUCUCUCUCAUCACGACCCGUCGACGCAUGGACACUUUCUUCUCCUUAUUCUCUCAUGGACAAUUUGACACCACCACCACCACCACACGCCGUCCCCGCAGUUUGUAGAUAGGGCGGUACAUUGCUGCAAGCCAAAUGCAAAUAACGUAUCG
Molecule: messenger RNA, 1039 nt
Organism: Vanrija pseudolonga
Lineage: Eukaryota; Fungi; Basidiomycota; Tremellomycetes; Trichosporonales; Trichosporonaceae
Product: Endo-1,4-beta-xylanase A
Exons: 3
Coding region: 274-804 (176 amino acids)
Source: RefSeq, a predicted model, not a curated record